Pelodiscus sinensis (Chinese soft-shelled turtle) is the source of this 1569-nucleotide messenger RNA. NCBI's taxonomy places the organism in Eukaryota, Metazoa, Chordata, Testudines, Trionychidae. The record is from RefSeq and is a predicted model, not a curated record.
AUGACGACUUGUAGACCUCUGAAUAGACAUCCUACCCAACAUCUUGGUCCUUACAUUCGUUUAAUAAAUGAAGCUAGUAUUAGAGGUUUCUGCUUGUGUUUUCUUUGUUCCUUUUUGCCCUUUCAGAUCCAGCUGUGGGAUACAGCAGGACAAGAGCGCUUCAGAAAGAGCAUGGUGCAGCACUACUAUAGGAAUGUACACGCCGUUGUGUUUGUGUAUGAUAUGACCAACAUUGCUAGUUUUCAUAGUCUGCCAUCAUGGAUUGAAGAAUGCAAACAGCACUUGCUUGCCAGUGAUAUACCACGGAUUCUUGUUGGAAAUAAAUGUGACCUGAGAAGUGCUAUUCAGGUGCCUACAGACUUGGCUCAGAAGUUUGCUGAUACUCACAGUAUGCCAUUGUUUGAAACCUCUGCUAAAAACCCCAAUGACAAUGACCAUGUGGAAGCCAUAUUUAUGACACUGGCUCAUAAGUUGAAGAGUCACAAGCCAUUAAUGCUUAGUCAACCCCCAGAUAACAAUAAGAUAUAUUUAAAGCCUGAGCCAAAACCUGCCAUGACUUGCUGGUGUUAGAUCACAAUUAUGCAGUUAUCACCUUUUCUUGUUUGCAAAUACUCUAAAAGUAUGAUCUUGGCAGAGUUCGAGUUUUAGUAGCAAUCAUGUAUGAUCUCUUUGGCACUUUAAUGUGUGUUUCUUGUGUAGAUGUGCCACUCUUGUAUCUCUGCACUUUGUUCUAUCUCAAUAACUGAAGCUUCGCUGUACAUAGGCAGAAAAAUCCUUUCUAAUGAAGGUUUAGCACAGCUAAUUCACUUAAGUUACUUGUUUAUUGAAAGCAUUUCCAUCGUAUUGUUAAUAAUAUAGUUUAUUUAUUUUUGGUUAGCAUUUUGUUGAUCCUUCCACAUUAUGCCAGAGUUUUGGAGUAGCCAGAGGAUUCCCAUCUUUGGCUUAAUAGAGGAUGAGUGUUUAUGAAAUGCUGGUUUCGUGGGCAUUUUGGAUAAUGACACAGAAGACUUUAGGGCUUGUCUGCACUGACACUUCACUGCGCUGUAACUUUCUCACUCAGGGCGUGAAAAAACACACACAUACCUCUCGAGCACAGCAAGUUACAGUGCUGUAAAGUGCCUUUGUAAACAGGCUCCCAGUGCAGGUGUCGUGACCACACUGCCACAUUGAAGUGCUGCCUCACCACUUUAAACUCAGAAACGUAGACAAAGCCAGUUUCACUGCAUCUCCAGGCAGCUAUAGGUAUAGAUAUGUGCUGUGAAAAGAGGGCAAUGAAUGAAAUCAACCUAAAAUGUGAAUGGGGGAACACCAUUGAUCUCAGUAGUUUGCCAUCCCACCUCAAAUCCUGACUAUUCAUACACGGCAAAGGGGAGAGAAUCCACAAAUUCUCCUUGUCCUCAAAUAGUAGUUUAAAGCAUACAAUUUGAUAAAUUAUUUGUAGUUUGUAUCCCACAUGUGUCACUCUAUAUAAAAUUGUUUGGAUAUAGCACAGGGAUGGGAUUUGAGAGGAUCCAGGUUUCUAAUCUUAAUUCAGUCAUAUGCUGCACAAUAGCGCGGAGAGCUAAAUCA